Messenger RNA from Sceloporus undulatus (fence lizard), 1242 nucleotides. RefSeq names its product T cell leukemia translocation altered (gene TCTA). The transcript is spliced from 3 exons. The record is from RefSeq and is a predicted model, not a curated record. The coding region runs from base 84 to 440 and encodes 118 amino acids. NCBI's taxonomy places the organism in Eukaryota, Metazoa, Chordata, Lepidosauria, Squamata, Phrynosomatidae.
UCCCUUUGCGCCUGCGCAGUGGGGCUCCGCGGUGACAGUUUGUGGCGCAGGAGCGUGUCUCCUCUGCUGAGGCGGAGCAGAGUAUGAUGGCUGCUGCGGAGGAAGCGUCGUCCCCGCCGCCCUCGUCGUCGUCGUCCCCGGCCGGGGAGUGGGAGGCGGCCUCGCGGGCUCUGCGGGCCCUCACCUGGCUCGGGCAGGAGUUCCUCUCGGACUGGGAGGCCCAGGACCUUCGCGCCGCCCUCUUCCAGCUGCUCCUGCUCUGGCUGGUGGUGAGCCUCCUAGGCAUCCAGGUGGCCUGGCGGGUCUACGGCAACACCGUCACCGGACUCUACUACCGGCAAGGCCCUGGAGGACAGAAUGGAGGCACACCAGAUGGGUCCUCCCACUUCUCUAUGUGGGAGAGCUCAACCAAUGAAACAAUGAAGACUCACCGUGAGUGAUGAUGGAGGAGACAAAAUCAGGCUCCUACUAGUCCGAGAGCAUAGAGGAUGCUGAUGCCUGCCUGCCUGCCUGCCCACCUGCCCAGAGGCCUAGCUCUUUUCAGUGCUGUGGAAGUUGUGGCCAUUGUUGCCCUUUCUCCCAUACUGUGGCCUGGCUGCUAGUCAGCACUGGUGCUAUGAGGGCUGCUUCUAUCCAUCCAGUUAUCAAACAGUGACUCUCAGGAUUGCUCUUACUCAGGUUGGGGAAGCUGCAGUUUCUCCUCUGCAUUCAAGAAGUCUGCAUUAUGUACUGCAAAUCCUCUUGUGAACUGGCCUUAAGCCUGCCUCUCUUCAGUCUCCCAUCCAUUCCUGGCAUGAGCCGCAUUUCUUUCUGCAGCAGUGCUCGAGUGCCCUUUGCCUUGAACCACCUUCAGUGAGGAAGGAAAGCAGAGCCCCACAGUAGAUGGGAAAUUAUUUCUAGCUUAGCUAAAAAUGUUAUUUGCUGACAUCUGUUAAGCACUCCACCCUGCUGCUGGAAAGGUGUAGAUGGUUAGCCCAGCUAAUUCAAGCUCUUGCUGGUUCUCUCCCCAGGUCCAUGUUUGUGCCAAUGACUAUCUUUGAGCUUACUUAUUUUCUAAGCCAGUUUUAUCUCCAAACCAUUGUUCAUGGUGCUCAUGCUAUGGAGGAGCAAGAUGAAGCUCUCUGCAGUUGUAUAGUGCCACAGGUGCUAAUGUGAUAUUGAGCCAUCUCUGUUUCUGCCAGGCACUGCCCCUGUGUCAUUUAUGUAAAGUAUGGACUAUAAAGAAGUGCUGGGAAAAGUAAA